AUGGCCGCCACCGGCCCGUCCGCGCCCGCACCCGCGCCCGAGUCCAACGAGGGCAGCGCGGACCCAGCCGCGGAUGCUGCGGCACGACAGCACGGCGCGCUCGACAGUGUCACUGAGCUCGAGCCGGACUCGGCCAGCGACUCGGACAGCGCCUUCGACGGCGAUAGCGCGGCCAGCACGUCGCUCGCCAGCUCCAUCCUGCACUACGAGUACGCCAACGGUCGGCGCUACCACGGCUACCGCUCCGGCGCCUAUGUGCUGCCCAACGACGAGCAGGAGCAGGACCGCCUCGACCUGCUGCACCACAUUUUCACCCUGAUCCUGGCCGGCAGCCUGUACGACGCGCCCAUCCACCCACCGCCGCAGCGGGUCCUGGACCUCGGCACGGGCACGGGCAUCUGGGCCAUCGACUUCGCCGACGCCCAUCCCGGGUGCGAUGUGCUUGGCACCGACCUGAGCCCCAUCCAGCCCACCUGGGUGCCCGGCAACCUCAAGUUCUACAUUGACGACGCCGAGAGCGACUGGGUCUACGGCCCCGACGAGCACUUCGACUUCAUCCAUGUGCGCACCCUGUCCGGCGCCAUCGCCGACUGGGACCGCCUCAUGCGCCAGUGCCACGCCCACCUGAAGCCGGGCGCCUGGCUGGAGUUCCAGGAGCCUGUCGCCCUGUGCGAGAGCGACGACGGCACCAUCGACCAUGCCCACGCCGUGAGGCGCUGGCAGGACCUGUGCAACGACGCCGCCACCGUGUUUGCCAAGGAGAUCCGCGUCGCGCACACGCUCAAGCAGCGCAUGCUGGACGCGGGGUUCGUGGACGUGACGGAGAAGGUCGUCAAGGUCCCCAUCGGUCCCUGGCCCCGCGACCCCCGCAUGAAGGAGAUUGGCCGCUACCAGCGCGAGCACAUGGCCAUGGGCAUCGAGCCGUACACGCUCGGCUUCAUUGGCAAGAUCCUCGGCUGGAGCGAGGACGAGUGCCGCGUGCUGAUCGCCCAGGUCACAAACGACGUGCGCCGCAAGGACCUGCACAUGUACAUCAAGUUCUACUUUGUCCACGGCCGCAGGGCGCCCAGCGCGCAGCACUAG
This is a messenger RNA of Didymella exigua CBS 183.55, 1083 nucleotides long. Its product is annotated as S-adenosyl-L-methionine-dependent methyltransferase. Gene Ontology annotation, molecular function: methyltransferase activity. The record is from RefSeq and is a predicted model, not a curated record. Lineage: Eukaryota; Fungi; Ascomycota; Dothideomycetes; Pleosporales; Didymellaceae. The coding region runs from base 1 to 1083 and encodes 360 amino acids. The transcript is spliced from 2 exons.